Saprolegnia parasitica CBS 223.65 is the source of this 528-nucleotide messenger RNA. RefSeq lists its product as hypothetical. The record is from RefSeq and is a predicted model, not a curated record. Bases 16 to 528 code for a protein of 170 amino acids. The transcript is spliced from 6 exons. Lineage: Eukaryota; Oomycota; Saprolegniomycetes; Saprolegniales; Saprolegniaceae.
CGGCAAUCUCGCAAGAUGAUCCAGCGACUCCAGCUCGGCACCGACCGACGGCAUCUCUCCAAACUUAUGAGCGACGACAGCAGCGAGUCGGAACGGUCGGCCAGAGUCGCGCCCCGGGACCUCGCCUCCCCAGACUUUGAUCGCAUCCUCGGUCGCAAGAGCAGCGCCGGCUUGGACGCCAAAGCGACGACGGACGCCAAGGGGGUCGUGGACGGUACCACGGUCGUGACGGUCGUCGCCUCGAACGAAUACGAAGAUGUGCCGCACGAUGUCUACGUGGCCGAGCCCAAGUCGCCGGCCCGCAGCAUCGGCAACAGCAUCCACUCGUUCAUUUUUGGCAUCAAGAACGGUAACAACCCAACCAAGCGGUCGGCGCCACCGCCGAGUCCGCCGACGCAGCUCCGUCACGAGGCCAAGGGACGCAACAACGCGCCUCUGGUGGUGCGCAAGCCCGUCAAGUCGUGGGACGAACCCAACCCGAGCAUGGCGCCAGCGGACGAGGAGACAACCAUCGAAGCGUUUUCAUGA